AUGCAUAGAAUAUUAGAAUUUUAUUCAGGAAUUGGAGGGAUGCAAUAUGCCUUUCAAUUAUCAAAUAAUUCGGGUGAUAUCCUUGCAGCAUUUGAUAUCAAUACGGUAGCGAAUUCGGUAUAUAAACAUAACCUCGAAAAGUUCAAGAAAAAAUCAAUCAUACAGCAGAAAAGUAUCGAAUCAUUAUCUAUAAGCUAUUAUGAUUCGUUUAACGCGAAUGUAUGGUUAAUGUCACCACCAUGUCAACCAUACACUAGAACAGGUUUACAUAAAGGUUCAUCUGAUCUACGGGCGAAAUCCUUUCUUUUUUUGAUUGAUAUGUUGUCAAAGAUGUCUUCUCCUCCUACUUAUAUUUUGAUUGAAAAUGUUAAAGGAUUCGAAGAAUCUGAUACUAGAAAUACCCUUGUAACUCAAUUAAAGAAUUGUAAUUAUAAUUAUCAAGAACUUUUUAUUACACCAGUUCAAUUAGGAAUUCCAAAUUCGAGACUUCGAUACUACAUGCUGGCAAAGAAACAACCUCUUAUCCUCAAAGAAUCGGAUCGUUCAAAGAUUUUUUACCAUAUUCCUUGCUCUUCAUACAAUCAACCAUUAUCUUCUGAUUUAAUAAUUAGACCUAUUGAUGAUUUCUUACAUGAUGAUGUGAAUUACGAGAAAUAUUCCGUUCCUAACGAGACUUUGAUUAAAUAUGGAAAGUUGUUUGAUAUAGUUAAACCAUCUUCGCGUCGUAGUUGCUGCUUUACCAAAGGAUAUUAUCAUUACGUAGAGGCAACAGGUUCGAUCAUACAAUUAUCCGAAGAUUUAGAUUCAGAUAAAGUUUUCAAUAAAGUUGAACGAAAAGGAUCAAUCUUGGGACAAGAAAACAUUGAUUUAAUUCCACGAUUAAAGUUAAGAUAUUUCACCGAAAACGAAAUUGCUUCUAUUAUGGGAUUUCCGAAAGAAUUUUCAUUCCCUGAUGAAAUUACUUUAAAACAAAGAUAUCGAGUUUUAGGGAAUAGCAUUAACGUUAUAGUUGUUUCCGAAUUAAUAAAAUAUUUAUUGUCGGAUUAA
This is a messenger RNA of Funneliformis mosseae, 1047 nucleotides long. Lineage: Eukaryota; Fungi; Glomeromycota; Glomeromycetes; Glomerales; Glomeraceae. The record is from the annotation of a GenBank genome assembly.